AUGGCUGACGAUUAUCAAGUUCAGCAGGCAAAUGGUGAUCAUAUGAAAACUGAUCAAAAACCACUGCUGGAACUUUACGUAAAGGCAUCAGGUAUUGAAAAUCGACGCAUUGGAGCAUGCUUAUUUUGUCAGGAGUUUUGGAUGGAAUUGUACGCGCUUUAUGAAAUUGGUGUCGUUCGUGUUGAAGUGAAAACGGUAAAUAUCAAUUCCGAAGCAUUUAAAAAAAGUUUUCUGGGAGCACAACCACCAAUUAUGGUGGAGAACAAGUUUGUGAUUUUAAUAAUUCUAAUGAAUUAAAA
This is a messenger RNA of Thelazia callipaeda (thelaziosis nematode), 299 nucleotides long. NCBI's taxonomy places the organism in Eukaryota, Metazoa, Nematoda, Chromadorea, Rhabditida, Thelaziidae. The record is from the annotation of a GenBank genome assembly.